AUGUCUUCUACUAGUCGACAAACCAGAUCCUCCAGGAGUGCAAGUCGCUCCGCAAAUGAGGAUAGGGUCAAUGGGAAGACGUUGGGAUUAUUCUUCGGACGUGAUAAUGCAUUCCCUGAACGAAAAUGUUUUGCUUCUGUCAACUCUCGCGAAAACAACAAUCGUUUCAUUGAAGUUCAGCGGGCCUUCAAAUUCGAUUAUAAUGCCAACUUCUAUCAGGCGAAGGUGAUCGUCGGAAAGCACAAAUAUUAUGUUGCGGGAACCUACAACCAGCGCUCGGUCGAAACGAAUACGUCUCUGGAAGCUUACGGCUACAACAAAGAGUUCGCAGGAGACGUAGCCAUCUUCUUCCAUUCAAAGUACGAACCAGAGAGGUUCCUCGAGGCCCUUCCACGCUACACCAAUGCGAACGAAAGAGAGAUCGCGAUUCGUCGUGUUAUUACUGCUCCUCACGCAACGACGUUGCCCAACUUUUAUGUUCCCCGCUGGAUUGAUUCAUCAAUACCUUUCUUGGGAUUUGCUCCGAGCAGUAAUCCGUUCAAAUUCCAUUUCCUCAAAUGUCUUGACUACGCUCUCGAUAGCUUGCCUAUCGUCAAGGACAACGAUGGUCACUACGUUCUUAGAUCGUCAGAACAAGCGAACUGGGAUUCUUUGGAGAGAAAUAUGCGUGCGUUCCUUCGUGCAUGUAUGAGGGUAAACUCGUUGGCAGUCCCUGAAGAUUUUCGACUUUGGCCUUAUCCAAACAACUAUGGGUAUCGUUUACGGUGGAAGAUGGAGAUGGAUGCGCGCUAUGCAGCCAUGCGAUCUCGCCAAGCAUUUAUCCUUUAA
Messenger RNA from Lentinula edodes (shiitake mushroom), 828 nucleotides. RefSeq lists its product as uncharacterized. Bases 1 to 828 code for a protein of 275 amino acids. The transcript has 4 exons. The record is from RefSeq and is a predicted model, not a curated record. Lineage: Eukaryota; Fungi; Basidiomycota; Agaricomycetes; Agaricales; Omphalotaceae.